AUGGCACCUGCGCACUCCAAGACUCAGGCUCCCGGCUUGGGCAACCGGAACCUUCUCGACAAGAUUGACAAGUUGAGAGAGCUUGGAAUCUCCAAGCAGGUCGCUCUUCCACAGCUUGUCGUUGUGGGCGACCAGUCUUCUGGCAAAUCCAGUGUUGAAUCGCUCACGGGAUACUACUUCCCGCGUUCAGUCGGGCUUUGUACCCGUCAUGCCACCGAGAUCGUCUGCCGCCGAGAAAACACCUCCAGCAUCGUCGUCAACAUCCAGCCCUUCGAUGCUACCUUUGAGAGAGCCGAGAGAGCGAAGGCGUUCCGUCGUGAGAUCCAGAGCUUGAAGGGUGAAGAGUUUGCGAAUGCACUGAAGGAAGCUGCCGACGUGAUGGGAUUGAAGAUCUCCACUGAUGAUACCUCCGAGGGAGAUGCCUUCAGCAAAGACGUUCUGCGUGUUGAGAUAUGCGGUCCUGAUGAGGAACACUUGACCAUCAUCGAUGUGCCUGGCAUCUUUGAGAAUGCUCAAGAUGGGGUUUCGACCGCCAGAGAUGUUGCCUUGGUCAAGUCAAUGAUCAAGGACUACAUCAAGGAAUCCAGAACCAUCAUACUUGCCGUCAUUCCCUGCAACGUGGAUGUUGCAACCCAGACCAUCCUCACCUACGCAGCCGAAGCAGACCCCGAAGGAAAACGAACCCUCGGCGUCCUCACGAAGCCGGACCUCGUCAGCGAGAACGCCACACGCGAGGCGGCGAUGGAUCUGAUAAGAGGCAAGAGACGGGACAUCCAGCUUGGGUACUAUGUUGUCAAGAAUCGCGGCGCCGACGACACGUCCUCAAGCAAGGAGGAGAGAGAUUUUCAGGAGAAGCUCUUCUUCGGCGAGGACCCUUGGUCCAAGCUCGAUAAGUUGCGUUUGGGGAUCCCGGCCCUCCGCAACCGCUUGCGGGAGCUUCUCAUGGACCGGACCGAGAGCGAGUUUCCCAAAGUACGUCGCGAGAUCAACGAGCGCUUUGCUGAAGCCAGGAGCAAACUCGAAACCCUCGGACAGCCCCGGAGCACUGCCGAUGAGCAGAGAGCGUACUUGGGGAAGAUUGUGAGUCGGUACACCCAGCUCAGAGACUUCAGCCUCAAUGCCUAUUACACAGGCGUUCCUCUCUUUGAGAACAACCCCAAAUAUCGCCUGGCGGCCCUGAUCCGCGAGAUGAACUCGGCGUUUUCCGCAAUGUUUUUCAAGAGCGCGCACACUCGCACCUUCGAUGAAUUGGACAAUGACGAAAAAGUCAAGACCAGAAGCGACGAGGUCGCAAGCGAGCCUGAGUCCGAGAAUGAGAGUUUUGGCAGAGACGACCUGUACAAUGUCACCUUUACGAUGCCAGAGGACGAGUUUGGCGAGCUGGACGUAGUCUUAUCAGAGCCCUGCAUGUGUGCCGCUCCUCAGACCAGCGGAAUAAUGGAACAUCUGAAGCAAUUGUACCUUGCAUCUCGUGGCUUUGAGAUGGGCACCGUAGGAUUGUCCCCCUAUUCAGAUGCAUGGCUGGUGAUUUACAAGCUGACCGACUUUCAGUUCAACAACCACAUGCUCCCCACAGCCUUCAAGGAGCAGUCGAAGAAGUGGGAGUCUAUCACCCUGGCCCAUGUCAGCAAUGUCAUCCUUGUGGUCCACCAUUUCAUCUUUGGGGUGGUCAAGGAGGCCUCCGGCGAUCAUCAGGUUCUUGAUGCGCUUUGGUCCUCGAUCGUCGAAGACCUUGUCAAGCGAUACCAAAUGGCUAUGCAGCAGGCGAAGUUACUCGUUCACGUGGAGCGGGAGGGACAUUACGACGGUCUCGAUUACGUCAAGUACAGCGACUUGGAGAGAGAGCCGACUGAUGUGGAGGGAGUGAGUGAGACGUGCAACAUCAUCCAUGACGUCUUGCACAGCUACUACGACAUUGCCAGUGCUCGGUUCUCGGACAUGAUCUGCACCCAGGUCAUUGACUACUUCCUCAUCGAUGCCGAGAACAGCCCUCUCAAUGUUCUGUCUUCGAACCUCAUCUACAAGAUGACGGCUGAGCAGCUGGAUAUGGUGGCAGGCGAGGAUGCUGUAACCAAGGUCACACGCGAGAUGCUGAAGAGCGACAUCAAGCUCUUCGAGCAAGGCAGGAAGGUUCUUCGCACUUGA
Messenger RNA from Colletotrichum destructivum, 2145 nucleotides. Its product is annotated as Putative dynamin stalk domain, GTPase effector domain-containing protein. The transcript has 7 exons. Lineage: Eukaryota; Fungi; Ascomycota; Sordariomycetes; Glomerellales; Glomerellaceae. The record is from RefSeq and is a predicted model, not a curated record. Gene Ontology annotation, molecular function: GTP binding; GTPase activity; microtubule binding. Bases 1 to 2145 code for a protein of 714 amino acids. Gene Ontology annotation, cellular component: cytoplasm; membrane; microtubule.